AUGGCUCCUCUCGCUGACUUCCUUGCGCGCACGGUCCCCAUCUCGCUCCCAGACCACCUGAGGAGCUAUGUCGUGGGGAAGACACCCUUGUCGACGCCGCAGGAAGUGUUCCCGGCUCUCGUCGCAUACCUCGUCAUCGUCUUCAGUCUACGAGCGUACAUGAAGAACAGGCCGCCACUGAAGCUCCAGCGGCUCUUCCAGCUCCACAACAUUAUCCUCAGUGCUGGCAGUGGUCUGCUGCUCGCUUGCAUGAUCGAGGAGAUUGCGCCGCUAUACUACAAGAACGGCACCUUCUGGGCAAUGUGCAACGAAGGGAUGUGGACGGAUAGGCUUGAGUUCUACUAUUUGAUCAACUACUACUUCAAGUACCUCGAGCUCAUCGACACCGUGUUCUUGGCGCUCAAGAAGAAGCCUCUCGCUUUCCUGCACGUGUACCACCACUCUGCAACGGCUUUACUAUGUUAUACUCAGCUCAACGGGAAGACCAGCGUGCAAUGGAUCCCCAUUUCGAUCAACUUGUCUGUCCACGUUCUAAUGUACUACUACUACUACGCGACCGCUGGUGGUGCCAAGAUCUGGUGGAAGAAGCAUUUGACGACUAUGCAAAUUGCACAGUUCAUCAUUGACCUGUUCGCCGUGUACUUCGGAACUUAUUCGUACUAUGCAGCCAAUUAUUUCAGCCCACUACUGCCCACGAUGGGUUCUUGCGCCGGCACUGAGUCCGCUGCGGUCUUCGGCUGUGCUAUCUUGUCGAGCUAUCUGGUCCUCUUCAUCCAGUUCUACAUCAACACAUACAAGAAGCCGGCAAAGGGCAAGGCGCCCGUGGCAAACGGCAAGGCUGUAGCAAAUGGCAAGCCUGUGGCAAACGGCAACGGUAUUGCGAAUGGUCAUGGGUGCGUACCCAAUGCCGGGCCAUGUAAUACAUUUCUCAUGUCUCGCUUCAGGCACAAACUGGAGUAA
Molecule: messenger RNA, 960 nt
Organism: Laetiporus sulphureus 93-53
Lineage: Eukaryota; Fungi; Basidiomycota; Agaricomycetes; Polyporales; Laetiporaceae
Product: GNS1/SUR4 membrane protein
Exons: 7
Coding region: 1-960 (319 amino acids)
Biological process (GO): fatty acid elongation, polyunsaturated fatty acid; very long-chain fatty acid biosynthetic process; sphingolipid biosynthetic process
Cellular component (GO): endoplasmic reticulum membrane
Molecular function (GO): fatty acid elongase activity
Source: RefSeq, a predicted model, not a curated record